Syngnathus typhle (broad-nosed pipefish) is the source of this 1664-nucleotide messenger RNA. RefSeq names its product vasoactive intestinal peptide (gene vip). Bases 49 to 615 code for a protein of 188 amino acids. The record is from RefSeq and is a predicted model, not a curated record. NCBI's taxonomy places the organism in Eukaryota, Metazoa, Chordata, Actinopteri, Syngnathiformes, Syngnathidae. Gene Ontology annotation, molecular function: neuropeptide hormone activity; peptide hormone receptor binding. Gene Ontology annotation, biological process: negative regulation of potassium ion transport; positive regulation of epinephrine secretion; positive regulation of endothelial cell proliferation. Gene Ontology annotation, cellular component: perikaryon; extracellular region; neuron projection. The transcript has 6 exons.
CCCCUCUAAUUGUUUUGGGGGUCCACACGGGGCGCGCAAGUGUAUAAAAUGGACAACAGAAGACGACACAACACAGCAGAACAACAAGAGAAAGGACGACAGCAAGCCAAAGAGGAUUCCUGCGCAUUUACUAGCCUUUCCUUCCUUCUACGGCACAUGUGUAAAGCGAUGUCACAACGUAGCGGCCCCCAGCUUCUUCUCCUCUUUGCCCUCUUCAGUGUGCUCUACUCCCGGACUCUCAGUCUGCCCUAUGCAUCCAUGAGACCAACGAGACACGCUGACGGUCUUUUCACCAGCGGCUACAGCAAACUUCUGGGACAGCUCUCAGCCAGGAGAUACUUGGAGUCUCUGAUUGGGAAGCGAGUCAAUGACGAGCUGAUGGACGAGCCGGUCAAGCGCCACUCGGACGCCAUCUUCACAGACAACUACAGCCGCUUCCGUAAACAGAUGGCCGUCAAGAAGUACCUCAACUCGGUCUUAACAGGGAAGAGGAGUCUCGAAAAUGCCGGCACGAGCGACCAGGAAGAGUCCAGGGACGAGCCCGACACCUUCCAGGAGAACUACGACGAUAUCAACGUCGACCACCUGCUAAACAACCUACAGCUGCCGCUUUGAGAAGAGGUCCCGACGUUUGGAGUCAAUGUGGCGAAAAUAUCCCUUCCAGCGACAACAACAACAAAAAUUGCAGCAUUCACCCAAAGAGCCCAGCAAGGAAGACACGCGUCCAGUGUGGUUCUUAUCUAGUUUUCCUCACUUAACACACGUAUUAGACCACCAGGCAUUUAAAAAAGAAAACAGAUGAAGAAAAGUUUGGAUGUGGAUUCUUUCCAUCAUUUUAAAAUGACGUUUUAUGCCAACACUGACUUAUAUUUGGAGCAAAUAUAAAUUCCCAUCAAUCAUCAAUGUUCCCAAAAAGCAUUUGCGGAAAGUUUUGGAUUAAUCUUGGUCUCAUUAUUUUUAUAUCGCAAAAAAUUGCCAUUUGAUUAGGGGUGUGUACACUUUUUACAUGUGCUGUAUCGGUGAGCAACGUUACAGAAACCUACCUACCAAAAAAAAAAAAUUAACCAAUGGUGGUCUAAUACAUUUGUUAAGCACUGUAUAUAUGUUUACAAUUUUUAUCUUCUAUUAAUGCUUUCACACAUGAACAUUGACACAAAAUUGCCCCAGAACUUUUCUUUGAAAUAGCAACAUUUAAUAGCGACACUUUCUUCCCCAAUAAAUACCUACUGACACCUUUGCAUUUGGCACUUAUUUACUUUAAACAAUUUGGGCCAGUCCCACUUGCAGUUAUGUGAAACUGCAGAGAUUGAAACCCCAUCAUAUUUGGACUUUGAAGAAUUCCCCACAAUUCCAAGUAACCCGUUUUCUUGGAACAUAUCGGUCGACCAUUUUGUUCACAUUAUGAAUGGAAAUACCUUUAUUCAAUUGCAACUAUAUCCGACUGGCUAACGUACUGAUGCUGAGGAGGCAAAGAAAUAACGUGAUUGAUUUUCCGAUGGACCCCAGAUGCAUUUCAUCACUUUCUACUAUUGCACUUGUAGAGCAAACACAGUCCUAACCAUGCAUGGAACUGCCUAUAGCAUCAUAUCAUGACGACAUAUGACGUAUGUACAGUAUGUAUGUGCGCCACUCACCAAAUAAAAGAUGUCCCUUUUAUUUUUCAA